CCGUGGAUCCACCGGGGGAAUCCCGGGGGAUGCGUCCACCGUUUUAGAAGUUGAAUUUUCUAACGUAAAAGUCACGCGAAGUUAAUUAAUAUUGCUUAGAGCUAUUCUAUUUGUAACUUGGAUACCGAAAAUGACGAUAAAAGUGGGUAUAUAGAGCGAAAAUUGAAGAGAGAUCAUUCUAGGAGGAUCCACCUCGCGGUGGACCCAGCCACAACUUUCCACCACGAAAAAAUCCAGAUAUUUACAUUAAAUAUGCCUCCAGACAACUCUUCAUGUCAUAAUUAAUUGAUAAAAUUAACCCUCUCACUGCCGAAUGCGUUCGGCGGCCGAAUAAACUUCAUCAUUAUCAGCCGGCUAAACUUUCGCGCCAAGUUUCUGCCGGGCAUGCGUGGCAACACCGCUCAUCACCUGUUCGCGACGGAGCAUAACAAAUGGCGAGCUCGCCGGUCGGGUGUUUAUAAUAUGUUUGUCGUGAAUUCUGUUGAUUUUCUGCUAAUUUAUCUUGGAAAAGCGUAUCGGCCUUCGUCCUUAAACCUUUAUUAGGUGCCAAAGUAUCGUUCGGACUACACGCAGCUGUUCAACAUCCACGCAAGAACAGCUGGGCAGCUUCAUUAGAACAUUAAAAGCGUACUGUUCACCCAAGAGCUUGAUGAUGGGAUAUGGGUUGGAGAGGAACAUAUGAAAUCGCUGCAGUUCUUUGGAUCACAGAGAGGUCUUUCGUGCAAGCGGAGGUACUUCAACCUGCGGGGCUACUUCUACUGAAAGAUCUUCUCGACGCUCAACAUCGGGUUCAACCGCGUGAGCAAGAAAGACCCAGUGACCCAUGGCCUUGACAUCUCUGUGCACUGGCUGGGCCUGGAUGUGUGUCUUCUGGUCGCAGCCUUCGUACUGGUUGGAUGCAUUGUGGCCACCUUGAUCCUCGGGCUGCUGCUGACGCUGACCGUUCUUCUACGCCAUCUCGAGCAGCAAGGUGUUCUCGAUGGAUCUGCAGAGCCUGCCCGACCAGCUGUGUCAGGCCUUGAUCACCUACAUCCCAAACGGCGCCGAGAUCAUCGCCCUCGACGCGUUCGAUGCGCAGGCUGACGACCUGGUGGAUGGCAUCACGAGCGUCAAGCCAGCGUUGGCCGGCAAAGUUCCGCCUAGCCUAGCCUCUUUUCUGCUCCAAUUGGGCGUGGCGGGCGGAUCUCUGCUCAAAAGCGUUGCCCAGAACUGCUUCUCGCUCGAGCUGUUGUUCGCACCGUACCACCUGUUCCAAACACCGCUACCAGCCAGCUGCGAGAUUGUGUGGCUGCUGUGUGGUGGUGACGAGCAGAGGACAAGCUCUACCUCUGCUAUCAGGAGGAAACGCUGCAGCCGCUAUUUCCAGAGCUGCACGAGCUUUCUUGCGGUGACAUCCUCUGGAUUGACGUCGUCUACUCGCUUGAGCGGCACAGACUCAUCACUGAGCUCCUCGCCCUCUCCCUUGAAGUGGUCCACAUCAUGCAGCAUAGUGUGGACCAAACUGUGCAGUUACUUUAGCAAUAGUUUGACUGAAUAUUGAUAAAAUAAAAUAAAAAUUUGAAAAUAGUGUUUAUAUUUCUUUUCGUGCACGAAAUAAAUUAUUUCGCAAAUAUAUAGCAAUUUUCUAAAAAUUAAUAUGGCUGCUCCUUUUUUAACCAUAUGAUCCUCUGCAUGCUCCUCUGUUGACCGGAUUCCAAGAAUACAAGAAAUUGAAACAGGAAUUCCUGCUUUUCCCUGGAAUUCCGGCAGGACAAGAAAUUAUUUUCAGGAACAGGACAUAACGGGAAUUUUGUUUCAGAACAAUUUCAAUCUUGGUCUAUAUAAAUCACGUUUAUAUCAAAAAAUAAAUUUGAAGAUAUGAUAAUAUAGACUUAAAAUACUGUUUUACGAUGUCCAAAAACAUUUCACAAAAAUCAUAAUUAUAAAUAUAUAAUCUGAUAU
Cloeon dipterum is the source of this 1941-nucleotide messenger RNA. RefSeq lists its product as uncharacterized. The record is from RefSeq and is a predicted model, not a curated record. NCBI's taxonomy places the organism in Eukaryota, Metazoa, Arthropoda, Insecta, Ephemeroptera, Baetidae. The transcript is spliced from 3 exons. The coding region runs from base 980 to 1540 and encodes 186 amino acids.